AUGAUUCGUACGGUCUUGGUGACUGGUGCCGCUCAAGGAAUAGGACGUGCAAUUGCUAUUCGUCUUGCUAAAGAUGGUUUCAAUGUUGCUGUUAAUGAUAUAGAAGCUAAUUCCUCUAAACUUCAAAAAUCUCAGCAAGAAAUCGAACAAAUUGGUCAAAAAUCAAUCUCUAUAAUUGCUGAUGUUUCUAUAAAUGAAUCAGUCGAAAAAAUGAUGCAAGAAGUUGCACAAAAAUUAGGAAGUUUAGAUGUAUUAGUCGCAAAUGCAGGAAUUGGUGAUUCGAAAUUGCUCUUAGAUACAACUGUAGAAGAUUGGGAUAGAGUUUUUGCAGUAAACAUGCGUGGUGUAUUUCUUUGUUACAAAGAAGCAGCUAAAAUCAUGAUUAAACAAAGUACAGGAGGAAAAAUCAUUGGUGCUUGCAGUAAUGCUGGAUAUAGACCAACUCCAACGAUCGGUGCUUAUUCUGCUACAAAAUGGAGUGUACGAGGUUUAACACAAGCUGCUGCUAUAGAAUGGGCUCCAUAUAAUAUUACAGUCAAUACUUAUUGUCCAGGUAUCACGAUGACAUCGCUUGGUGAGACACUUCUUGAAGGAUUGGCAAAUUUUCAUGGGAAGACAAAAGAUGAUGUUACUGAAGAUUUUGUCAAAGCUACUCCACUUGGUCGCAUAGGAGAUCCAGAUGAUGUCGCAAACUUAGCAAAAAAUACUACACCUAAUUCACAUACAGAUUCAACGAGUGAUAAUAAUAUAAUAACAUGGAUUAUUGUUGGUAACAUUCAAUCAGGAUGUUGUCGUGUUGGUGAUCGAUGUUUAAUUAUGCCUAAUCGAACAUUUGUUGAAGUUACCAACAUUUAUGAUGAUCUAAUUCCACUGCUGCGACUAUAUUUGACCAGAGAUAUUGCUGUUGCUAAAGUUCAAUUAAAACAAUUAUUAAAAUUAAUUGAUCAUGAAACAGGUGAAAUAACUGAAGAAUAUCCGAGAUUUAUCAAACAAGGUCAAGCAGCAAUAGCAAGAUUGAAAUUAUCACAAUGUAGACAAGUUGUUUGUAUGGAAACAUUCAAAGAUUAUCCUUAA
Rotaria sp. Silwood1 is the source of this 1074-nucleotide messenger RNA. The record is from the annotation of a GenBank genome assembly. NCBI's taxonomy places the organism in Eukaryota, Metazoa, Rotifera, Eurotatoria, Philodinida, Philodinidae.